UCUUGCCUUACAUUAAAAACGUAUCAACGAUAGAUCGUUUCAGUGAAUAUUUAGUUUACAUUUUUAGUCAUUGACAAAUCGUUAAGAUUUGAUAUGUUAAUAGGAAUUCAAAUCGAACUCAUGAAACAAACGAUGCCAUUUGUCAAACGAUCAUCUAAGUCGGUUUAGAUAUAUAUAAUAUAUAUAUACAUAUGUAUUGACGAUUAAAUGAAAAUUAAUUUCAUCGGAGGUACUAUAUCUAUAUAUGGUAUACGAUAUACGUAUACCAUAGUCAUACAUGUGCAUGCAUAGUAAUACAUUUAUCGAAGGUUCAAACGAUAUAUUCCGCUUUAAUGUUGAAGCAAAGCAAUUUUUCUAUACGUAAUAUCGAUAUGACGAGAUGGAAAACAUUUGUUAAAGAAUCUCAUGAUAUUCCUAACGAAUUGCCAGAAAGAAUCGAAUAUCGAUUAGGAUUCGAAGGAAGCGAAGCAAGAAAAGCUUAUGAAGAAAUUCUAAAUGAAGAAAGUAAUGCAAUAUUUUCAACGGAGGGGGGGGAACUGAAAAACUGUAAACAGAAGAGGCUUGUCAUCCAAAAAACUAUGGCAGUAAAGGCAAUCGUUUCCAAUGAAAAAAUGAAAAAGAAACAGUGUGCAGAAGAACAGGUGUCGAUCAAUGCUAUAUUGAAAGCGAUUGAACAAAAGGACCUACAAUUCUUGUUGAAACAUGUAACGCAAGAAAAUGUUAAUUUAACAGAUGAUUUUGGUUGGACACCUUUAAUGUCAGCUGCCUAUUGCGGACACCUGGACAUCAUAGAAUUUCUCCUAAGUUUGGGAGCUAGUAAGGAAGCGAGGGAAAAAUCUGGACUUACUGCUGCACAACUGGCAUUGAAAAAAAAUUAUCUAACUAUAGUCGCUUUACUAAAAAAGAAAACAGAAUGCAGAGGUAGUCAAAUUUCUCAAAACGUACAAACCAAUAAUCCAAGAACAAAUCUUGAUACUUCAUCGCAUACAAAGUUGGAUUUAAUAGAACAGUCCUUAACAAAUUGUAACGACACCAUGCUCGAUAUUAGAGAUAAUAUUAAUUGUCAAUUGGAAGAGAAUUCAGGGUUUUAUUGUGAUAUUUGCAAAGUAAAUUUCCAUUGUACAGCUUGGGAAAAGCAUGAAACAUCUGUACUUCAUUUAUUUAAUAUGAAACCAAAACUGUCAAAUGCUAUGUAUGGUAUAUCGAAACAAAACAAAGGUUAUCAAAUGCUUUUAAACACUGGAUGGGAUGAACAAGUCGGUCUUGGUCCAUUGGGGAAAGGAAUAAAAUAUCCUAUUAAAACUUGUCUAAAAAAUGAUAGGAAAGGAUUAGGUCAAUCGAGUGAAAAAGAAUACAGAGUCACUCAUUUCAAAUCCGGAGAUCCAGCAUUAAUUAAUGAUACUAAAUCUUCCAAACAGAAAUGUUUAAAGAAGAAAGAUAGGGAAAAAUUAUUAAAUAGAGAAGUUAGGAAGGAAAGAGUAUUGCGUAUUGCUUUAUCUUAAACCAACACAUA
Molecule: messenger RNA, 1513 nt
Organism: Megalopta genalis
Lineage: Eukaryota; Metazoa; Arthropoda; Insecta; Hymenoptera; Halictidae
Source: RefSeq, a predicted model, not a curated record